Messenger RNA from Syzygium oleosum, 2341 nucleotides. Its product is annotated as pentatricopeptide repeat-containing protein At3g50420. NCBI's taxonomy places the organism in Eukaryota, Viridiplantae, Streptophyta, Magnoliopsida, Myrtales, Myrtaceae. Gene Ontology annotation, biological process: RNA modification. Bases 123 to 2219 code for a protein of 698 amino acids. The transcript has a single exon. Gene Ontology annotation, molecular function: protein binding; RNA binding. The record is from RefSeq and is a predicted model, not a curated record.
AUCAACUCAACAAAUCAGCGAGUGUCAUCCGUUAUUGCUCAAAGUCGCGACUUGCCUUCUGGUAGUUGGUAGUUAUCUUCGCCGGCCGGAGCCGGCCGUGAGGCUAUUGGUCCCGGUCGCUUAUGCCGCCGUUAUGCGAGCCACUCCUCCAAAAAUGCGCUUCCGCGGCCACCCUCGAGGUUGCGCGUCGGCUCCACGCUCUCGUCCUCACGACCCACGCCGUCUCUCCGUACGUGAACAACAAUCUUCUCUCCAUGUACGCUCGUUGCGGGUCAUUGGACAGGGCACGGGAAGUGUUCGACAGAAUGCCUCAGAGAAACGUAGUUUCGUACAAUGCGCUUAUCUCGGUUUAUUCUCGGGUGCCCGAUCGGGCGUUAUCGGCAGUGGGGUUGUUCGCCCGACUGGGUGAUGAGGGGUUAAGGCCUAAUGGGCUGACUUUCACCAGCUUGUUUCAGGCUUACUCUUUGCUCGAAGAUCGGUUCACGAGUUCUUUGCUUCACAGUCAUGUCGUGAAAUGUGGAUUUGCGGAUAAUAUCUGUGUUCAGACGGCUAUUCUUGGCGUGUACUCUAGUUGCGGGGAUCUGGAAUCUGCAGGGAAUGUCUUCCGGUGUAUAGCCGAUAAAGAUGCUGUUGCGUGGAACUCGAUGAUUUUCGGGAGUUUGAAGAACGAUAGAAUCAGGGAUGGACUCCGCAUAUUCAGUGAGAUGCUUGCAUCUGGUGUUUCUCCGACUCAGUUCACGUAUUCAAUUGUCCUGAAUGCUUGCGCAAAGUUGGAACAUCAUACCUUUGGACGGAUCAUCCAUGGCCGAGCAGUCGUCUCUGGCAUCACCUUUGAUCUGCCUAUGGAGAAUGCCCUGCUUGACAUGUAUCUCAACUGUGGUGACAUCAGUAGUGCACAGACUAUUUUUGAUAGAGUGCAGAAUCCAGACAUUGUUUCUUGGAACUCAUUGAUUUCUGGGUAUACAGAAAAUGGUCAUGGAGAAGUUGCCAUAGAGAUCUUUAUACAGUUACGGAGACAUUCGUUUCCUAAACCGGAUGAAUACACUCUCGCAGCUGCAGUUUCUGCAACAGGAACAUUCUUAGUCAAUGACUGUGGGAAGGCUCUUCAUGGUCAAGUCAUCAAAGUGGGAUUUGAAAGUAGCUUCUAUGUUGGAACUACGCUAAUCUCCAUGUACUUUACAAAUGGAGAAAAUGGGUAUGCUCAUAAUGUUUUCCACUCAUUACCGGAAAAGGAUGUGGUUAUCUGGACAGAGAUGAUCACAGCUCAUUCUAAAAUGGCAGAUUCAGAGACUGCAAUAAAAUAUUUCUAUGAAAUGUACGAGGAAGGACAUAAGACUGAUAGUUUUGCUUUAAGUGGAGCUUUGAGCGCAUGUGCUGAUCUUACAGUUCUCAAACAAGGAGAGAUGAUACAUUGCUUGGCUGUAAAAUCGGGAUCUGAUGUCGACAUGGCUGUCUGUGGUGGUCUAGUUGACAUGUAUGCUAAAAAUGGAAACCUUCAAGCUGCUGAGUUAAUAUAUUCUGAUGUUUCCAACCCUGAUUUGAAAUGCUAUAACUCGAUGCUCGGAGGAUAUGGCUACCACGGGUUGGCAGAGAAGGCGUUGGAACUUUUUGAUGAAAUUCUUAUGUCCGGUCUACUUCCAGAUCAAGUGACCUUCUUAUCAGCACUCUCUGCUUGCAACCAUAGUUGCUUGGUCAAUGAAGGAAAGAUCUUAUGGAAUUGUAUGAGAAACUUUAAUCUUAGUCCAGGCUCUAAGCAUUACUCAUGCAUGGUCAGUUUGCUGAGCCGAGCAGGAUUCCUGGAAGAGGCAGAGGAAAUGAUUAACAAAUCACCAUUCUAUGAUGACCAUUUAGAAUUGUGGAGAACCUUGCUUAGUUCAUCUGUAAAUUAUCAGAAUUUGCGCAUGGGAAUUCGUGCCGCUGAGCAUGUUCUGAGUUUGGACAUGGAAGACAUUGCAACUCACAUCUUGCUCUCCAAUCUUUACGCGGCCGCAGGGAAGUGGGAUGUUGUUGCGGAAACAAGACGUAAGAUGAGAGGGCUCAUGAUGGAUAAAGAUCCAGGACUAAGUUGGAUUGAAUCCCAGGAUACAAUGAAUGUGUUCUCUUCUGGUGACCAGUUACAUCCUACUAUAAGCAAAAUCGGGUCUGAACUUAACAGCCUAAUUGGAAACAUGAAAAGAUCAGAAGCUGAUGAGUUUAAUUCAAUCAUAUGUGGUAUCUAGAAUGAGGAGUCCAGAUUUAAUAGUUCUUUUCCAGUUGAACUCGGUCAUCAGCGUCAAAACAGCACAUGGUGAUCUCAUCACAUAUCUGUGCAGGCAUUGGCAACCUCCGGUGGACACUGAGA